CACAGCUUGGACUCGAUGGUGUUGGAGGUCUCUCCAAGCCUCGGCGGUUCUGUGAUUCCGUACCCCCUCCAGGAACGCUGCCCGCGGCCCGGGGCGGCUCCGGCGGCGGGCGGGGCGGAAGGCGGCGCGGCCGAGCGUGACGGGGAGGGCGGGAGCGAGCGGAGCCCGCAGCGAGCAGCGACCGGGCCGCCGCCGCCUCCGCCUGCGCAGCGCCCGCACCGACCCCGCAGCGCCAUGGCGGCCGCGGCCGCCGAGCCCAGCACCGGCCGCUACCAGCAGCUGCAGAAUGAAGAGGAGCCGGGCGAGGCCGUGCCGGUGGUGAACGACGCCCCUCCGCCCUACAGCAGCAUUUCUGCAGAGAGCACAGCUUAUUUUGACUACAAGGAUGAGUCAGGGUUCCCGAAGCCGCCGUCCUACAACGUGGCCACCACUCUGCCCAGCUAUGACGAGGCCGAGAGAACCAAGGCUGAGGCCACCAUUCCCUUGGUUCCUGGCAGGGAUGAUGACUUUGUGACACGAGAUGACUUUGAUGACACUGACCAGCUGAGGAUAGGAAAUGAUGGCAUUUUCAUGCUGACUUUCUUCAUGGCAUUCCUCUUCAACUGGAUUGGAUUUUUCCUGUCUUUCUGUCUGACUACUUCAGCUGCAGGACGAUAUGGGGCCAUUUCUGGGUUUGGUCUAUCUCUUAUUAAGUGGAUCCUGAUUGUCAGGUUCUCCACCUAUUUUCCCGGUUACUUUGAUGGCCAGUACUGGCUUUGGUGGGUCUUCCUUGUACUAGGUUUUCUGCUGUUUCUCAGAGGAUUUAUUAAUUACGCAAAGGUCAGGAAGAUGCCAGAUACGUUUUCCACUCUCCCCAGAACCAGAGUUCUCUUUAUUUACUAAAGAUGUUUUCUGGCAAAUGUCUUCCUGCAUUAGUGAAAUCCCCCCCAAGAAGCAGCAGGACACCUGCAGGAAGUGAAUCAAGCCUCUGGAGCAGAAGAAAAAAUAAUCACCUGCUUUAAAAUAAAUAAAUAAAAGUACUGUUGGAAAAAGAAAAAAAAAGAAGCAUUUCUUUCUAUUUGUUUUUAGGUGUAAAAUUUUAAUAAUUAACGCAGAAUUCUGUAAUUGUUGACUCAUUAGUGGCUAAUGUUGGAAGCAGCUCUUGCAGUGAGUCUGUGACGUGCUGAUGAAGCCGUGCAGCCGCAGUUUGUGGUGAUCGGG
Molecule: messenger RNA, 1200 nt
Organism: Corvus hawaiiensis (hawaiian crow)
Lineage: Eukaryota; Metazoa; Chordata; Aves; Passeriformes; Corvidae
Gene: NDFIP1
Product: Nedd4 family interacting protein 1
Exons: 8
Coding region: 16-882 (288 amino acids)
Biological process (GO): vacuolar transport; ubiquitin-dependent protein catabolic process; positive regulation of protein ubiquitination
Cellular component (GO): endoplasmic reticulum; Golgi apparatus; perinuclear region of cytoplasm
Molecular function (GO): WW domain binding
Source: RefSeq, a predicted model, not a curated record